This is a messenger RNA of Rotaria socialis, 1539 nucleotides long. The record is from the annotation of a GenBank genome assembly. Lineage: Eukaryota; Metazoa; Rotifera; Eurotatoria; Philodinida; Philodinidae.
AUGUUCUUUACAGUUCUUAUAGUUUUUCUGUUCAUCGAUUAUUCUUUCGAACAGAAGUGUAAUAACCGCGAACGAACACAUACGUGGAAUGCUGAACAACGAUUAAUAUGUGAUUUACUUGAUAAUUAUCAAGUUAAAUGGGGUCGGCCGGUAAGAAAUAUGACCGAAGAUGUUGAAGUACGAUUUGGUUUACAACUCAUCCAUAUAAGUGAUCUAGAUGAAAAAAAUCAAGUACUAAUUACAAAUCAAUGGCAGAAUUAUGAAUGGGAUGACGAAGCAUUGACAUGGGAUCCCGAAGAUUAUGAUAAUCUUAUGGAUAUACGUUUACCUAUAAAACGCAUUUGGCAGCCAGAUGUGACAUUAUAUAACUAUGCCGAUACACGUCUUGAAGAAAAACGUGAAGUGCUAGCGACUGUUUAUCAUAAUGGAACUGUAUUCUGGAAGCCAAUGUCAAUUUUUAAAUCUACGUGCCAAAUUGAUAUUCGACGCUUUCCAUACGAUCGUCAAAAUUGUUCGAUGAAAUUUGGCUCGUGGACAUAUGAUAGUUCGAAAGUAAACUUAAGAUUCUAUCGUGAUAUAGAAAAAUUCGAUCUUAAUGCGUAUGUUAAAUCAAAUGAAUGGUCCAUUAUUGGUAAUUAUGCUAAUCGUAAUGUAGAAAGAUAUGAUUGUUGUCCAGAAAUUUAUGUUGAUUUAAAAUUUCAUAUUCAACUGGAACGACGUGGUGGAUUUUAUAAUUAUAUUUUAAUUUUGCCGUGCGUGCUUUUAUCAUGUCUUACUUGCAUUCUGUUUUGGUUACCACCGGAAAGCCCAUCAAAGUUGGUUCUUGGCAUGAACAUCUUUACAUCAUUUUUUGUGUUGUUACUUCUUUUAUACAAAAAUAUGCCUUCGAAUGCAGAGCAUAUUCCACGUAUAGGUGCUUAUUAUUGUUUAAAUAUGGGAAUGAUUGCUACAUCAACAUUUCUAUGUACAAUAGUCGUUCACAUCUAUUUUCGUGGUGCUGGACCAAUGCCAGCAGUCUUAAGAAAAGUUUUUCUUGAAUGGCUCGCUCGAUUUUUUCAUAUGGUACCGCAUACAAAUGCGUAUCAACAACAUGCCGUGAAUGGAUUAAUGGCUCCGAUAAAAGCAACAUGUGAUGGAGAUAAAUUUGAAAAAUUCGAACUAUUAAAAGAACGUUUUAAAUCAUUUGGCGAUAAACGUACAAUGCCAGGCGCCAAUGAUGAAUCUGCUGAAGUGUUAGAAAUGAUGAAUGAUCAUAGCUAUCAUCAACAUCCUCAUCAAUUCCAACAGAAUCAAGAAAGUUCGUUAACACAACAAAUUCAACAACAAAUAUCAGCAUCAAUUACAUUUAUGACUGUUGAAACCGAUCUAAAAGAAAUACGAGAUUUUCUACGUACAACAAGAAAACGUAUGGAAAAUAAAGAAGCUAAAACGAAAACAGUCAACGAUUGGAAACAAGUUGCACUUGUCUUGGAUCGAACAUUCUUUUUUAUCUAUCUUACAGCUAUUAUUAUUUCCCUUGCCGUUAUGUUUCCGCGAUAA